AUGUACCCAGAAUCCAAACUCCAUGCAAAUGAAAACUCAGUUGCACUGAAAAAGCACACGGAAAAGUACAUGUCAGUUGGCCUAAGAACAGCAUUUAGCCCUCCCUACAGCCAUGGCAUACCUGAACGCACAACAGAAUACGGCUUCGCGGGUGCAUAUAUCCAUCUGCACACACUGCACAUCCACCUCCGAGAGCUCAGCGAGUCCUCUCAGGGCUGUGGGGGAGAUGGAGUUGAUAUAACCAGGCUCAGCUGGGGCUCAGGCCUCAGACUCUGGAAGGUGUGGGUGAACGAAGGGACUCUUCUGGGGUGUCUGGAGUCCUCUUUGCGGGAUCGAUCCAGAGAUGGAAAGCCUUGGAGACCUCUGCCCAUCAUCAGCGUUGCCUGCGAGAGCAAGAAGAAAGCUCCUGCUUCAGCGCAGCACCUGGUUCUGCUCUCGGGCUCUGGCGUCGAUCCACUUCGGGAAAACGAAGCCCGCACUUUGGGGCUUAUUAACUUCUACGGCUCAGGAGACGUUGCCAAAGCCAUGAGCGGACUACCCUCGACUCAUCUCGCAUGUCCAACCCUUGCACGUCCCACGGGAUCCCAGCUGGUGCUGGCACUUGCUGUAGGAGGACCGUCGCCGGGAGGGCGGUCACGGCCCGGUGGGGCCACCGCAGGAAAGAGACCCGACCCCACCUCGCCGAAGGAGAAGCCCAAGCAAUAUUGCUCGUGUCCAAAGGCAGAACCAGAAGGGGAACGCGACCUGGCUUAAAAUCCCAUCUACAGCCAAGCACACCCGUUUCUAAACAGCGCGACCUGGACCCGAUGCUCACAGCCACCUGAAAGGAUGCAAAAUUCUCUGUCUAAACCCUGCAGUCUCUGAGCAAUAUCUAUUUUUUUAAUUUAGAGCAAAAAAGCAGCUGUUACUGUCACUGCGGCUUCGCUGCUGCAAAUAAUUGCCUUUAUGCAUGGAUUACAUAUAUUGUUGUUACCUACAGGACUCGAAAACACUUUUCCUUGAGGGCUUAUAUUUCCUGAGCUGUCAAUCCAGCACCUUUCACCAGUGCUAAAAUCAUUUACAAGGAAGAAAAAAAAAGGCUUUCAAAAAUAAAUAAUCAAGCCACAUUAAAUAACCAUUUGGGAGACCAUCAGCGUCCCAGACUCGCUUGGCUGAACUUGAUAUUAAUUAUGCUAAAUCCAAAAGCAGCACCUUCCCCAGGAGUCUGCUGGAAAGCUCUCGCUGUUCCCCCCGUGGCGGCAGCUUCCCAGGGCUUUGCCUAAUUGGGGGUUAUAAUCUUUAGCAGCUGCCAGAUCCGCUCGGCUUGUUCCCUCACCUUCAGCAGAGAUGCCGACGCAGUGGUCGGCGGCGGAGCGCGGUCGCUCUGCUCCUGCCAUCGCUCCUUGGAGGAGCAGCCGGCGAUGAAGGGCGCGGGCUGCUCCAGAGCCGCGCUGGCGGCUGCCACCGGCGAGCCGGGGCUGAGAGGCCGCUCGCCGAAAAUCCAACUCCAGAUUGGAGUUGGCCGGAUGGUUUUGGCACCGGCUUUGUUGUAUAAUCGGGCGUCUCUUAAAAAGAAAAAAAAAGAAAAAGAAAGGAAAGAGCUUGUGGGAACGUGUCAGCGCGCUGGCUGGGGCGGAUGAUGGAUCCCCGGGGAAGUUUAGUCUGCGGUGCUCCCCAGCUGACCGCUGCCCGUUUCGGUGGGCUCCCAGCACCGAGUCUCCUGCAGACGCGGGGCUCGGGGUCGCCGUGGGUGGAGCAUCGCCAAAGCUGCCUUAGCCGGGAAAAGGUCUGUCCCGGGAAUUCAGCGCCGCGGCACUUCUCAGCCCGGCCUGGCCAGGAGACGCGAUCGCCCGGAGGGCAGGGGUGCGCGGGGCCGGUGCCGGCCGGGAGAGCCGAAAUCGCCCCCGUCCCGCGCUCCCCGACACCUGCGCGCUUCGGCGAGGGGCCGCGGCGGAGCCCGAGCUUGGGGGUCCCUCCUCCAGCGGGGACCAGCUGCCUCUUCCCGGGGUUUUGCAGCCGUUUCCCGCGCCAGCGGGCGAUGCCGGGCGCCCGGACACCCACCGCCGCCGGCGGACGCAGCGGCCUCGGCGUCUGCGGAGCUGAGCACUGCUCUGGAGCCACCUAGUGACACCGCGCGCCUUGGUCCUUCCCCGCGCGGGGUGGUGGGCAUCCCGCGCCCCCGGGCCACCUCCGCCACCGGCUGCGCCCCCCAACCAGCCCGGCACGCUCGGCGUAGGGAGAAAUCGGUUAUCCCGCCAGGCAGAGUCCAAGUCUGGGAUUUUGUCUCCUCCCCAGCGCCCUGCUCCGCGUUGCCGUUUGGUUGCACGUCGCUGACCUCGCCUGAACAUCCGUGUUUUCUUUCUGGGAUGCGAGGCAAGGCCAGCGCUCUGCCUUGCCCUUCGCAGUGUGUUCCCCCCGGGAGCCCUGUUCUGCACGGCAUGUGUUACCAAUUAGGCCCGUUUGUUCAGCCUACGUCUGGUUUUGCUUUUGUCUCCUGGCAAAAAAAAUAAUAAUAAUAAUAAUAACAAUAGCAAUAAUAAUGAAAAGGCAGGAUCCCAACGUCGGAGACCUGAGCUGCAGCCACUUCUCGCUUGGAACAGGGAACUUGACCAAAGAGAAACCCGAGGUGCGAUUCGUGACCUUGCCGGCGCUGGGGUUUCUCCCUGACGUUACACUUCAGAAACAGCAGAACGGCUGCGCUGGAUCAGCCCCGCGGCCUGGCUAAUCCGGCGUCCUUUCUCCAGGAAAGGCCACAGGCAGAUGCCAAGGGAAGCAGCUGAGAACAGGGCAAACGUGCGGUGCAAAGAGAGUGGAUGGGAGCCUGAAAUAACCAGGGGAGCCACGGUGCGCUCGCUCAGGCGAAGGGCUUUGGUGGGUCCUCAGAAGUCACUGUCCUCACCAGAUGGGCUUGUUGGGUUCAGGUUUCUUCAUCGUCCUUUGUUUUUCCACUCAAAACCCCGCAGCAUCCUCCAUGUGCCCAAGCCGGAGGACAGAAAAUAAAAUGCUAACAGGAGCGUUUUAGAAAUACGCUCCGUGUGCAAGGCUGGCCCAGCAACCCGUGGUCAGCGCCUGCUUAGGGCGUGUGAACACGGCGCCUGCGGUGUACAGGACUCCCGGCACGAUGCAGUGGGCUGCUUUUUUUUUUUUUAAUAUAUAUAUUUGAACACGCGUCCUGUCCCGCGCUUCGCCGCCCGCUCGCGAUGCCGCCGCUAUUCCUGCCCGCGGCUCCCCCGGGAUCCUUUUCCCAGCCGCCCCCGAGGAGGCGGCAGCCGCACCCAUGGCAAUUUUUAGCCUCCUUCCCUACGGAAAUGAGUCUUACGGCUGUCAAUCUGUCAGCCCGUCUGCUUCUCCUCCCUACCGGUAACCUCUGAAUCGCUGGCCAGUUUUAACCAAAUUUGACAGCAAGGCUAAGGUUUCAGAGUUAUGGAUUUCCUUCACCAUUUGCAGAGCUGGAGGAAGAAGGUGAAGAUGUAUUUGGGUCCCCCGAAGGGAAAAGUAGCCAGCUCAGCCCUGUAUUAGACAUCAGGGAAUCCACACCCGAGCCAGCACGCGGAUGCCAGGCGUCGCCAGCUGUGUGAGGGCUUGUUUUGCUCCCUUGCUCCCGGGCGAGAUCGAACGCCCGCCGGGUUCGGUCGAAGCCCAGGAGCCGGCAGGUCGGCUGGAGGCGGCAGGCAGGGAAUGACUAACACGGGCUGGAAACGGCCGCACCGUCCUCCGGCCGGGAAGCCGGGAAGCCGGCCCGGCCCUGCCGGGACACCCCGGGACACUGAGUGUGCCCUGGCCACCGCCGUCCCCCAGGGCAGCAGCUCGGGGGGGUUCAGUGUGGAUGGGCCGUUGAUGAACAGCUGGAUGAGCUGGGUUUCAGCAUGGAUGCACAGCUGGAAACCAGCCGGGGAGCCAGGUCGGCACGGGGUUCCUGCUGGGAAAAGCUGCUCCGUCCCCUGCCUGGGCGUAUCAUUGCUUUCCCGGUAUCAUUUAGCCUUUGCCAGGCUCCCAUUCUUGCACUUACACCCUGCCACGGUUGUGGCGUGUCACCUGCGUCACUCGCCUCGUGCCAGGUGUCAGCGUUUGUCCCCGACGCAUUCGGUCAGUGCUGGCUUUGCCCUGCCAAUAUUCCCUGAGCAAACAGACCGCGACUUGCCUAAACACGAACCUCCCCUUGAGCAGCCGUCUCUGGCAUCGGUGCCCCGUUUCUUCCCGUCUUGCCAAGCAAAUUGUUUAUUUUACCUGAGUUUUUGUCUCUCUCUGGUUUUCAAGGGUGCACGGUUGAAAGUGGUGGUAUCACAGCACUCAAACGACUGUAGUGAGGAGCCCUCAGCUCCUCCGGCUCUGCAAAUAAACGUCUCCGCUUUUCCCUGGGUGUCUCUGGGCGCCCGAGGCACGUGGCCCGUGCAGACAGCCCGGCCGGACCUCCGGCCCUGCAAACGCGCACCGGCUCCUCGCUGUCGGGAAAGCUGCCCUUGCACCGGGUGAAAUCUCGCUGCCUGUUCCUAAUAAAGCCGUGUGCAGCUGGAGCCUUUGCAGCCCGCGGUACAUUUGUGCUGCAACUUGGCUUUCUUGCGGGGAGAGGACCGAGCGAUCAAUCAUUUCCCCGUAGGAGCUGGCGAGGGGGAAGGUGGCGGGGCCUGUUCUGCUUGUUUCGUUAGGGGAACGAAAAAGGUGCUGUGCCUUGUGCGGAACGAGCUCGCCGCCCUCCAAACGCUUGGGCCGGCCUUCGGCUUGCCAGCGCGGUACAGCACAGCGAUGGAGAAAACCGCGUCUGCCGGCGGAAAGAAAAGAGCAGGCAGCCUGUCCCCGCGGAGGACGGAGGCAGUGACAUCAGGCACCUCCGGGCAGACGUGUGCCAGGCGAAGGAAGGGCCUUAUCUCGCAGCCGGCCCCGGCGGGGCCGCGGGAGCGGGCUCUGACUCACGAGGGCUGUGCUGGGAAUCUUUGCCGGCAGCGCCGGGAACGCACGCUGUUUUCGCGGCACCUAGCAACGUGGCGAGCGUGCCAGAGCGGCUCCCGCUGAAACCACCGUAAAGCUCAAGCCGCUUUUCCUGGACCGUCUGGAGGUGAUGUGUAAAGCGCUCCGAACUCUGGGUUUGUCCACAUAUGGAAUGAAUGACUCCGGAAUAGCGGCUCAGGAGCGGAGCGUCCCGAACAAUGGUAUGUGCGGACACGGUUGUUCCAGGAUGUGCGAGCACCGUUCCAGCUUACGUUCAUCCGUUUAACUCUAUCCGAGCAGGCGUCGCUGCUGCUCGGACAAAGCGGCAUCCAUCUCCCACGCGAAAGCGAGCGAGCCUCGUGCCCCGUCGUCGCUGCGGUUAACUUGCAGGUGCAGACAAGCCCUCGGGCUUGCAUAAACUCAUCCAGCGCCAGGCUCCGUCACGCUGCUUUUGCCGAUAACAAAUCUUAGAGCAGAAGCGAGGCAAAUUGUUGUCGUGUUCAGAAUAAACCUGUUAGGCCUGCAUAGUUUUUUUUCUUGACCAAUUAAGGAGUUAAGGCUUCAAAGGA
Molecule: messenger RNA, 5474 nt
Organism: Dromaius novaehollandiae (emu)
Lineage: Eukaryota; Metazoa; Chordata; Aves; Casuariiformes; Dromaiidae
Exons: 6
Coding region: 1-753 (250 amino acids)
Source: RefSeq, a predicted model, not a curated record